Lindgomyces ingoldianus is the source of this 1011-nucleotide messenger RNA. Its product is annotated as NAD(P)-binding protein. The record is from RefSeq and is a predicted model, not a curated record. The transcript has a single exon. Gene Ontology annotation, cellular component: mitochondrion. The coding region runs from base 1 to 1011 and encodes 336 amino acids. Lineage: Eukaryota; Fungi; Ascomycota; Dothideomycetes; Pleosporales; Lindgomycetaceae. Gene Ontology annotation, molecular function: oxidoreductase activity.
AUGACAACCCCACCCCUCCCCGACACCCAAAAAUCCCUAAUCUUCAACGUGCAAACCUCCGCCCUCUCCCUCACAACCUCAUCUCCCAUUCCCAGAGCGGAGGAAGCGGGUGAACAUCUCAUCCGCGUCCAUUCCACCGCCAUAACAAACGGCGAACUAACCUGGGCGCCUUUCGUAAACUGGCCUAUUGAACAUGUCCCUUGCUACGACGUCUCCGGGACAAUUAUGACAGAGGUUGAAGGCAGCAAGUUUAAGAAGGGGGAUAAAGUAUAUGGGAGAGUGGUGGCGGAUAGAGAGGGCACAGCACGGCAAUAUGCGACGAUCUUGCCAUCUGAGGCUGCGAGGAUCCCCGAGACCUUGGGGAUGGUGGAUGCGGCGACUGUGCCUAUGAGCGCGCUUACAGCGUGGCAGGCGGUGUUUGAAAAGGGGGGUUUGAGCGCUGUGCCGUAUGUGUCUGAUGAUGAGGGGGUUGUGGGGGGGCAGGCGGUUGGGAAGAGGGUUUUAGUGCUCGGGGCCGCGGGCGCGGUUGGGAGUUUUGCGGUGCAAUUUGCGAAGAUUGCUGGCGCGUUUGUGGUGGGGACGGCGAGUGUGAAGAACAGGACUUUUUUGGAGGAGAGAGGAGUGGAGGUUGUGGAUUAUACGAAGACAAGUAUGAAGGACUGGGUAGGCGGGCAAGAGGAGAGGAAGUUCGAUGUAGUGUUUGAUUGUGUUGGGGGGAAGAGUAUGCUUGAUGGAUGGAAUGCAGUGAAGAGUGGUGGCGUUUAUGUGAGUGUUGUGGCUGGGUUUAAAGAGCCAGAGGGAGGGAAGCCUGCAGGCGUCAAGACGGAGUGGUUUAUUAUGGAAUCGAGAGGGGAGGAGUUGAAGGCGAUUGGGAUGUUUAUUGAGAAGGGGCUGGUGAAGACUUCGGUGGAUAGUGUGUGGACCAUUGAGGACUAUGAGAAGGCAUUCGCAAGAACAGCAACAGGACACGCGCGGGGGAAGGUGGUCAUGAAGAUUGCAGAUGAGGAGUAG